Molecule: messenger RNA, 771 nt
Organism: Lepus europaeus (European hare)
Lineage: Eukaryota; Metazoa; Chordata; Mammalia; Lagomorpha; Leporidae
Product: protein shisa-1-like
Exons: 2
Coding region: 1-771 (256 amino acids)
Source: RefSeq, a predicted model, not a curated record
AUGCCUCAGUGGUCAGGUUUGGGGCUGUUUCUCCGUGCCAGUGCAUUGUUGCUAGCUAUGCCUAGAGGUGCCAGGUCCCAGGGUGAGUUCUGCCACCACUGGAUGGACAGCGCUCGGCUAUGGCAUGGAGGCUUCCAGUGUCCAGAGGGAUAUGAUAAGCCCACUGCUACUUUCUGCUGUGGGACCUGUUCUCUGCGCUACUGCUGUGCCACCCCUGAGGCUCGGCUGGAUCAGGGCCAGUGUCCAGAGGAUGCGCCCUGGGACUCCACAGAGGCUGUGCUCCCACCUCCAGAAGGAUCCAUCUACCUGCCCUUAGUGAUCGUGGGUGGCACCUUUGUCACUUUCAUCCUCUUGGGAAUCCUCGCUGGUAUUGCUUGCUUCCGGUGCCUUCGGUCUCAGAGAAGGGAGGAACUCUGCACUGCACCUCAGAGCCCUGAACCUACUGUGCAAAGCUCUAUUCCCAACUCCAGAAUAAAUGCCUCAGAAGGCCCACUGCUUCACUCCAAACCUGACGUGAGCCCCAUCCUGCCUUUUACCACUCAUGAAUACCCAGAGAGCACCAUCCUUACCAUCCCUACCUCAGUCACUAGGCCUCUCCACUGGCCCUUGCUCGGGCCCUCCCAGAUACCACCCCUAACUCCCAGUACAGCUAUUGUUGUAGCCCCUGCUCCCCUACUGGCUGGUGCAAUUUCUUAUGGACCAGCCUCUGCUGCACACCCCCUAGGUACAUCAUUCCAGGACCCCUUGCUGUAUCCUGAAGCUCAUUGUUGA